Molecule: messenger RNA, 279 nt
Organism: Aspergillus pseudoviridinutans
Lineage: Eukaryota; Fungi; Ascomycota; Eurotiomycetes; Eurotiales; Aspergillaceae
Product: COX assembly mitochondrial protein
Exons: 2
Coding region: 1-279 (92 amino acids)
Cellular component (GO): mitochondrion
Source: RefSeq, a predicted model, not a curated record
AUGCAUUCCCACCUACACACCCCCUACAAUGCGAACUGCGAAGAGAUCAUGACCGCUCUCGACGAAUGUCACGCUCGCGGAUUCCUUCACAAAGCCCUGGGCAAUUGCAACGAUAUAAAGCGCGACGUCAAUAAGUGCCUCGCUGCGGAGCGGUAUCAGCGCGCAAAAAAGAAUCGGGACCAGGCUCGGGAUAACCGGAAGCGGAUCGAGAAGAUCUGGGCUGAGGAAAGGGCUCUCGAGCAGGGUGUUUCGCUCAAUGGGGAGUCGAAGCAGCAAUAG